AUGAGACAUUGUUGUAAGUUUCGGAUGAAAAUCAAAUUUAUAAAGAUACAUAAUUUUAAAUUUUAGAUUAAAGUCUUAUAUUUAAAUAAGAUUAAAUAAACUGAUAUUUUUUAAAAUAUUCUGGCUGAAAAUAAAUUUAUUAUUAAAAAAAAAAAUGUUUUCAUUUAUUAAUUAUAUUAAUUUAUUAUAUUAUUUGUUUUUAAUAUUUUAUAUCUAUAUAUAUAUUUCUGUAAUUUUAAAUUAUAUAUAGAAUUGUAAUUUUUGCUUUAUAUUUUUUUUAAAAAAAAUUAUAAAAAAUAAUUUAGAAAUAUAAAUAUUUAUAUUUUUAUAAUAAUAAAUAUUUAAUAUGUAAAAUAAAGAAGAAUAAAUUAUAGACUUAAAAGAAGCUCUAGAAUAUUAAAUAGAUGUAGUAUUAAGGUUAGAAGAAGAAAGGUUGCUUUUAAUGAAAGAAAAUAAACUAUACAAGUAAUUUAUACUAAUAUUAAAAAAUAAAUAAAUAAAUAAAUAUAAGAUAAAAAUUCAAAGAAUAAAAAGAAAAAACAGAUAAAAAAGAUUAAUAAACAUAAGCAUCUAUCAUUAUUUAAAAUAAGGGUGUAGAUAUUCAAACAUAAACAUUAUAGAAUGAAGAUAUAGGAAAAAAAUGUAUUUUAUAAGAAACAGAAGAAGAUAGAGAAUCUUUAAUGGAGUAUUCAUAAAAUUAAUCUACAGUUUCUUAUUAGGAUGAUAAGAAUUAAUUAAUAGAAUAAGCACAUAGAUUAAUAAAUAAAAGUGAAUUAUAAUAAACAAAAAAAAAAGCGGCAUAAAUAAGUGAUAAAAAUGAAAAGAGUACAUUAAAUAAAAGUAGUAUUUUAUAAAAUAAAAAAUUUACAGAAUCAAUGUAAAUUUAAUUUUAUUAAAAUUAAAAUUAAAAUGAGAAUAAUCAAUAAAAAUAAACAGAAAUAAUAAACUAAGAAUUUAUUAAAUUAACAAAGGAAAAUAAUAUUAUGA
Molecule: messenger RNA, 987 nt
Organism: Ichthyophthirius multifiliis
Lineage: Eukaryota; Ciliophora; Oligohymenophorea; Hymenostomatida
Exons: 2
Source: RefSeq, a predicted model, not a curated record